Molecule: messenger RNA, 4665 nt
Organism: Physella acuta
Lineage: Eukaryota; Metazoa; Mollusca; Gastropoda; Physidae
Product: LIM domain-binding protein 3
Biological process (GO): actin cytoskeleton organization; muscle structure development
Cellular component (GO): stress fiber; Z disc; adherens junction
Molecular function (GO): muscle alpha-actinin binding; actin binding
Source: RefSeq, a predicted model, not a curated record
GGUGCGCGUGUGCCGCUGUGAGUUUUAGACACGGGAGUGAGCCAUUUUGUGUUGGAAAAAGCGGUAGAGCUGAAUCGAGGGUUGUUUUUUUUUCCUAGAUGGGGGGAUGGCGUAGUUGAACCACACGCCUGGUCCGCGGAGACUUUAACCUCUGAAGCAGUGACAAUUUAAUUAAUUAAUUAGAGCAAUUAAUACAGUGAGUAGUAAACACAAAACAAAAACAACAACAAAGAUGGUCGGAUCACGUCUAAAUGUCCAUCUCUACCGCGAUUCCUUCAACACCCCCUGGGGUUUUCGUCUCCAGGGUGGGAAGGAUUUGAACCAACCUCUAAUUGUCCAAAGGGUAUUCUCCAACAGCCCCGCCGAGGGUGAGCUACAGAGAGGUGACGUCAUACUGUCCGUCAACAACCGUGACGCCGCCCAGCUGACCCACAAGCAGGCCCAGGACCUCAUCAAACACGGCGGUGGGCAGGUGCAGCUUGUCGUCAACAGGCCACCCCCUGGUACACACGUCAGCCCUCUCUCGCCACCCAUCGUCACACAGAAGCCAAGGGCACCAUCGCUGCAGAGCCCCUCCUACGAAACCCCACCCUCCCGCCCCCUAACCAUAACCAUGGUCCAGCGUGACGUCAGCCACCAACCACAGUACAACCCCCCAUACCAGACCAUGCAACCACUGCAUGUGCAGCCGCCGGCGUCGCCACAGUACCAAAUACAGAGGCAACGCUCCACGCAAAGCCAACCCCCCACCACCCCCAUCCCGACGACGCCCGUGCCCCCAUGGGCGUCCCAACAGUUCGCGCCCAAAAAGGUCUCAAAGCUGUCGAAGCUGGGGGGAGGCGGGCUGAGUUUUGGAACAGACUACUGCACCCUCCCACGGCGUUCUUCUUCGGCCCAAUAUGGCGGCAGAGUCCACACCCAAAGUUUCAGCAGCGACGCCCAGGAAAACGUCGAAGGCGACCGCCUAGCGACGGGCCCACCUCCCAAAGUCUGCAGCCUCCGCAACCUCGGAGGCGGGGGGUUCGACUUUGGCACAUCUUUCGGGUCAGGCGCCGCAACUCUUCCACGUCGUAACAUCGGACGUCGCCUAUCGCAACCUCCCAGCAUGCCGAGCUCUGCCGGCUACCAACCUAAAAAGAUAACUCUCAACAAGCUCGGAGGCGGAGGGCCGGAGUUCGGAUCCGACUUUAGCCACAGAGGUGUCGACGGCUAUGGACAAACUGCGGCUCAGCGGUACGAGCCUCAGUCUGAUAAGUCCGUCAUGUUGAACAGAGUGCAAUCAAGCCUGGACAACAUAGCACUCUCGCCCCGCACCCCCGAUGUCCAGUCGUCCUCCCCCUUCUACCAGGGCUACGACCCCCAGCCAUACCAGCCGGCGGUGCAGCCGUACCAGCCGCCGCCCACGCAGGUCUUCACGCCCACGGGACUCCUGCUGGAGAACCAGCGUCUGCAGGAGCAACAAGACGAGGGUGAGGCUAUAGUCCCCGUGUGGGAGAGGAGGAAACACUUCCAGCAGCGCGGGGCUGGUCAGUCGUCGGCAGUACGAACUCCGGCUAACAAGCCCCCACCACGGGUUCCCAAGCCUCAACCAGGGCCGACCAGCUACGGCAAUUUCGGGGUGGACUACAGCCGUCAGAAGUCAUCCAACGCCGGCUGGCGCCCUGCUCCGGCUUACAAGCCAACCCCCGCACCGGCGUCACCAGCGAGCUACUCCCCAGCGGCGGUGACCUACGCCCCUAAACCAGCGCCCAAGCCCGCUCCACAGUACUCCCCUCAGGCUCCUGCAUCAUGGCAACAGCAGCAGCCCCUGGACGAGGAAGGCACCCCCGCCUGGCGCAACACCCUCAAGUCGACCGGCGUCAAGCCCUGGGAGCAGGAGACUGGCUAUGCCCUCCCUAAGGACCCCGUCAGGUCGGUGCCCUACUCCCCACAGCCCGGCCCCCACGCCGGGCCGUUCUCGCCCACCCCGGCACCCGGGGCGGACGUGGGAGGGUCUGAAAACGGCCCGAAGGUGGUGCACCUGCAGUACAACUCCCCCAUGGGCCUGUACUCCAGUCAGAACGUCGCGGAGACCCUCCACGGGCAGACCCAGGCUUUAUCUGGGCAGACUACCGGUUCGAAACCAUCCCAGCCUGCGACUAACGAUUCAGGUGAACGGGACUGGAGCCAAUCGGCCGUUCUCCGAUUUAUCAAUCAGGAAGACAGCAGAGUCAAGCCCAAGCAAGCCCCAGCCGUCUCCCCCAAGCCUAAAGUGUACAGCCCAGGUCAGCAACAGCAGCAGCAGCCGUUCUACCAGGAGGUGGGCGUGUCUGACUUCUAGAGCUGGAGCCAGCUUGACCCCCCCGCCACCUGACACCCCCCUGCGAGACGCCAUCUAACGAUGGACGGGCUGACACCAACACUGUGAUAGAUUAUCUAAAUCACACCAAAAAUAUGAAAGAAUAUCUCCUUACAAAUUGAAUACAUAAACCAAAUCACAUCAAAAAUAGAAAGGAACAUCUAUUAUCAAAUUGAGUUUAUAAACCAAAAGCGAAUAUAAAAACAUUUUCUUAGGUCACUUUGAAAAAAAUGAAAAUAAUGAAGUAUAAUCCAUAUUGCAGUAAAUGUACUUAAAAAACAUUCAACUAUAAAUUGUUGCGAAAUUUGCAUUUUUUAUCAAUUAUAAUGUACACCUAUUGUUAGAAACUGCUAAUCUUCGUUACUGGUACUUUUUUUACUGUAAAACAGAAGUAGAGGCCUACAUUUUAAGACAAUAAUUAAAAAAAAAUAUUUGUUUGUAUAAUAACAAAAAAAAUAUAACUAAAAAAACCUAAACAGAACCGAUCCCAGACUCCAAGAAAGUGUGCCUUAUUUAUUCACAACUAGUUUAACAAAUUAUGUACAUACUACUCAUAAAUAACUAGAAGCAUUUUUGUUUCGUUUUUUUUUUCUAAAGUAAAUUUUACUAUUACCCACAUGAGUGCCUUAGACAACUGGGUUUAGCUGUACCAUAUAGAGGUCGCAUGGAUUUCUUUUUUCGUGCACAUUUCUAUGUUGAAGUUUUGUUUUGUGUGUUCUUUUAAUUACGUUAAUCGUUUUAUUUUAAAAUGUUACUUCUUAUUUUGUUUAACAAAUUUAAAUUUAAUAUGUUGGCCGACUGUAUGUGCAAUAAAAUGUAUUAUAGAUUUUUUUUCUCCUUUUAUUUAACAUUGUAAAUCCUGUUAAUAUACUGUAUUUUUUUGUUAGAAUUGUUUAGAAACUUGUAAUAAGAAGCAUGUUUAAAAGCCUAAAGAAAAAUUAUACUAAAACAUCACAUACAACGAAUGAUAUAUUUAUAAAUAAUCAUAUUUUAUAAAAUACUUUGUUAGGUAUACAUUUUUUUAAAACUAUCUCUUGAAACGUAUACAUUGGUUUUAGUUAUUCUCAACGUACAUAACGAAUAUAAAAUGAUACAAUUGAAUGUAGGAAAAUAACAAUAGUUUCGCUAAGAACGUAAUGAAUUUUGUAUUGCACUUUGUUCGAUUCAUCAAUGAGAAAAAAAAACAAAUCCUUAUAUUAAAUAAAACGUGUGACUGGACUGAAUAUCGAAAGUAGCUUUUUAAACAGCCAUAGAUUAGCUAAUGCUAGCAUAUCAUCAUCAUAUAAACUCUUGCCUUAGUUUAUCAUUUGCUGAAUGAAUUUAAAGACAAUACAGUAAUUCAUUUCUUCAUUAGCUAAACCGUUCAUAAAUAGAGAUUUAAAAAAAAAAAUUGCUUUAUAUUAAAAUUAAAUUAUUAUUUAUAAUUCAGGAUCCCAGAAAACCCAAACCCCGUUGUGAUCUCCCCUCUUCCCUUAUAUAAUCAGCACGACGUAUUAUUAUUAAAACAGUAUUAUCCCUAACACUUUCAAUUGUUACCGGUUUAUAUAGCUUCUUAAUACACUUAUUUACAAUGCACAAUAUAUACACUAACAAAACAUACAUAACUUUACGCUUUUGACCCAUCACUAAAUUUCUUGCUUAGCUCCCUUAUUUAACUUAUAUAUAUCAAGGGAAAUAACGCCAAAAUAAAAAAAAAUCUUUAAAUUCUCUCUCAAAUAUACAUUCAUGUUCGUGCUGUAGUGGUGAGAUUUUACUUUAAAUGAACAUUUAUUUAAAUGAUGUGUGAGGUUUUUACUGUACUUGUUAUAGUAACACAAGAUGACAUGAACACAUUUCUAUGUGAAGUACGGAUGUUUUAGUUGUUUUUUUUUAAAUUAAAAUUAUACCUGUAAACCUAAAUUUCGUUCAGCCUUUUAAAAAGUGAUGUUAUUUCUUUUGUCAAAAAAAUUAAAUGACCACUUUAAGGCUUUGAAAUUACUUGCAUCAAUCGAGCUGUGACUAUGUAAAAAUAUUUAUUGAGUUUUAUUUUGCAUUUGUGUUUAAAAAUUUUUGUUUACGCGUAGUGCGAUUAAGCUUAAUAGUUAACUAAACACAGUAGUCUUUAUGUACUUAAAUUGUAUGUGUUUGUUGCUAUACACACACAAAGUUAUUUAUAGACGCCCAAUGGUUUGCUGAGCUGAUAUUACGCACUUCCGUUUCAUGUUUUAGACUGAUCAUUAACUGUUUCUGUACAUUAGUCGUCUCCCCUUAAUUUUAUUAUUUAUUUUAAUUUUUGCUUCCGUCCUGCCCAGGAAAUCAAUCAAUAAAAAACACUGUGAUCAAACAGA